Molecule: messenger RNA, 2631 nt
Organism: Paraglomus brasilianum
Lineage: Eukaryota; Fungi; Glomeromycota; Glomeromycetes; Paraglomerales; Paraglomeraceae
Source: the annotation of a GenBank genome assembly
AUGGAAGAAGAAGCUAAUGGACACGGCAAGUUCGCUAAUAGCUCUUACAAUGAACGUCCCUACCGUUUAGACAAUGAAACGUCACUAAGAUUUUCUAAGGCAUACUUUUCUAAGAAACAACCCUACCGUUUAGGCAAUGAAACGUCACUAAAAUUUUCUCAGAAACGUCGUCAUCAGAAAACACCAUUGCAGCGUCCCGAGCCAAUUAUCAAUGAUCAGGAUGCGGACGGCGUCGACGGAUUUGUUUCCGCAAAUAAUAAUCAUGGCGAAAGCCAUAAUGUUCAACUUGCGGAAGUCAAUAAUAUCCAUCAGACCAUUCCGAAUUUAUAUCAACUUGUUGAAUUGUGUUUGGACAAAAGCACUACAAGUUCCGAGCGAAGUGAUUCUCUAGUGAACAAGGCCAUUAUUCAUCCAGAAAAACUGGAAAAAGUCUGUAAUAAGUUGACUCCUGGGAGUUGUCGAUCGGUCUCUGAUAUACAAUUUAAACAAUUGGCAGACGUCAAUAUUCAACUAGUUGGUUGUUACGGAAAUUGUAAAAUUAUUUCUAAACUGUUGCUUCAAAACAAUGUCAUCGACAAAGAUAGAUACGAGAAAUUUAUUAAAGGCGAACAAACAUUGGCUACCGGGCUUUAUUUGUUAAUUAUUGAGUCGAAUAUGAAUUUCCAGCAGUCGCAGAAAACUACAGUGGGAGUCAGUACAAAGUUUGGUUUUGUAAUCUUGUGGCUGGAAAAGCAGUUUUACGAUGAAAAAGAAAUAUCGACAAGCGCAACAAACCUUCACCGAUUUCUUACACGAUUGACGGAUCAUCAAAUCUGCUUAAUGAGUGAAGAAGAUUUAAGAAAUUUUUCCUUUUCCGUAAAUACAACAAGUCGAAACAGGAUUGUUAACAAUAAAGUUAAAACAGGCCCACAACAAGAAAAAGGCGGUUUAGUUGAAAAAAAUAAAUUUCAGAUCAAGGUACCAGAAUUGGCCAUAUGUAAUGGAGAUCCAUCAAAAGCUUUCAUCAUAGAAUCAAAUGCUCUACAAUCCUUGGCUAUUAUGCGAAACAUUAGUGAAUCCACAACUCUGUCAGAAACAAUGAAAUUUGGCUCUUUUGAUGAAUUAGAAUUCCAAAAGUUCUUGAAAAAGAAGUUGGAUGAAGAACAUUAUGCUUUGAGUUUAAGUGAUUUGAGUGGAAAUGAACUAGUUCUUUUGAUUGAAAAGGGUUUAGCUAAACCUGAACUUUCAGUUGAAUAUAGGAAUCAAAUAUCAGAUUUGAGAAAACAAAGGAAUAAAAAAAUUGAUGAGUACAAAAAAAUAGUAAAUCAACAGGCUCUUUUAAUUCUGGAAAGUUAUGAAAGACUAUUUGAAAAAAAGCCUCUUAGUGUCUGCUCAUUUUUAAUAGAGGACAGCUCUGAGGUUUAUGCUGGACAUGCAGAAGUUUGUAAAGACAUAGAGGCUAAUAUUUUACAAAUUGAUAGCGAGGAAUGGAAGUCAUUGAAGUAUAAUUUUUAUAUUUACAAUGAAUAUAAAAGGAAACAACAGACUAAUUAUAAUUCAUUAUUUAAAAAUUUGUUGCAAUUCCUAAACUUUCCUGGAAUAGAAAAAAAAGAGAUUGAAAAUAUACCAGAUGCCAGCUUUAUUGCUGAUAUAGUACACAGUGAAAGCGAAGAUGUUAUUAAAAUACUUCGAAAAGAGUAUCAACAUUGGAAGAAUGACGAGAAUAUUAACAAAAAACUGGAUGAAUUAGAAGCUGAAAAUUUAAGAAAAAAACUUGAAUUAAUGUAUCCCAUUGGUAGUGGAGAGAAAAUGUUUGUCAAAAAAGUGCAACGUCGAAAAAAUAUAUUUUUUAAUAUUAAGCGAUAUGAGUUUCAGUAUGUCAUUGAAGUAGCCAAACCCUCCCUUUGUGAACUAAGAAUAUUGGAAUUGCCAAGUAGUUAUAUCAGAAGACUCAAAGCAAAUGUCAAUUACACAAACACGAGUUUAUUGAAUGCAUAUCAAAAAAUCUUGUAUAUAAAUGCGAGAUUUGAAAUCAAGAAAAUUUGCCAACUGGAUAAUGGAAAAUUCGUUCUAAUUUUGUGGGACACCGAAAAAAAUGAUUAUGCUAUCUUUUAUGGAACGCUUCCUGAACUAAAGGAGGAAUUCAAACGUAAUUCAAUGCCGUCUCGGAUCAGACUAAUGGACGAGCCCAAGAAUUCGCUGAUUACAGUAAAUUACUCAACGGGUCUUAUGGCAACGUACAAUAACGAUGAACAUGAUCUUAAUAUUUACACUAUUUACAAUGUUGAGCACAAAAUGCGUCCGCUACAUUCAAAUCUCGUACGGAAAUUUCAGUUAUCAACACUUAAGCGCCUCUUGUGGAUCAGUGAAUCUUCAAUGCUCUUUGUUAAAGAAGACGGAAAAGCUUAUACGUUCGACUACAACGAUUGCUAUUUAAAUUAUUUUGAAAAAUUUUCCAAGGAUGCAGCCUCUGUCCUAAGCUCACCAAAUUCUUCUUGUAUAUUUGUACUCGAGCCAAAGACUACAAAUCCGACAGGUAGCAAUAUUGAAGGAGGCAACCACUUAGCUAAUGCUGGCCCAGCAGUUCCUGCCAAAACAGAUGAAAAUACAGUACAGGCGCUUAUAUAUUUUGUAAAUCAAGAUAAAGACUGA